Oldenlandia corymbosa var. corymbosa is the source of this 321-nucleotide messenger RNA. Lineage: Eukaryota; Viridiplantae; Streptophyta; Magnoliopsida; Gentianales; Rubiaceae. The record is from the annotation of a GenBank genome assembly.
AUGAACAUGAUUAAGAAGUUCUCACAUUUGGUAAUAGCUAGUGAGUUGAGUACAGAAGCACAAAUGUGUUGUGAAGAUGCAUUAAAGGUGAUGGCUAUCGGAGUACAAGCAGCAGUUGGCGAUGUUAGUUCUACUCCAGAGCCGAACAAUGGUUCAAAUACAAAGGAUGUGGUGUUGAAUCCUGCUGGAAGAAGGAAAAAAGGUGCUGACAACAAAAGGGUACGGAAUGCAGUGGAAAAGGCUUCUCAAUGUGGUGGAAGACGCAGAAAAAAAGCAAGGCUUGCUACUGUUAGAACAAGAAGCAGUUUUUUCUUCGAUUGA